UCUCAUGAUUUUCUUACAGGGACAUUGCGUUUCAUCCAUGUCUGUAAAGAGUGUGAGUUCUACAGAUGACUAGAAGUCCAGAGAUCCAGACAUCAUAAGGGCUGUACUCUCUACAGCCUCCUCCAGCUUCAGGUUUUGCAUCCACAUCAAGAUGCUCUGAAGAAUUUCACUACCCUAAACAUUAACACUGUUAGGAGUAACUGCUGUUACAAAAUGACUAAAACUUACUCUAUUGUCUUCCAUUUAAUCAUCAUCUUCAUGCUAAUAGUUAAGAUCAGAACUCUACUAUCUGAUGGAAGUGAUGUUUUAGCUGACAGAUCAAACAGGACUCUCAUUCAUAUUCCCAAGGAUCUACCCCCCAGUACGACAAUCCUAAAUGUUUCACACAACUAUAUAUCUGAGCUUUGGGCUUCUGACAUCCUGUCACUCUCAAAGCUGAAGAUCUUGAUAAUGUCUCAUAACAGAAUCCAGAAUCUUGAUAUUAGUGUUUUCAGAUUCAACCAGGAAUUGGAAUACUUGGAUUUAUCUCACAACAAAUUGGAGACAAUUUCUUGCCACUCCACUGCGAACCUUAAACAUUUGGAUCUCUCCUUCAAUGCAUUUGUUUUCCUACCCAUAUGCAAAGAGUUUGGUAACAUGUCCCAGCUAGAAUUUCUAGGGUUGAGUGCAAGCCAGUUACAAAAGUCUAGGUUGCUGUCAAUUUCCCAUCUGCACAUCAGUAAGGUUUUACUGGUCUUAGGAGACUCCUAUGGGGAAAAAGAAAUCCCUGACAGCCUUCAAGACCUGAACACAGAAAGUCUUCACAUUGUUUUUCCCCUGGGGAAGGAGUUCCAUUUUAAUUUGGAUGUGUCAAUCAGUCAGGCAGUAAGUCUGGAACUGUCUAAUAUCCAGUAUGUGCUGGAAGAUGGUGGUGCAUGUUCUUUCCAAAAUGCUCUGAGGAAACUUCAGAAGAAUCCAAGGCUAUCAAAUCUUACUUUAAAUAACAUUGACACCACUUGGAAUUCCUUCAUGAUGAUUCUCCAGUUGGUUUGGCACACAGGCGUAGAAUAUUUCUCAAUUAAAAAUGUGAAACUACAAGGUUGGUUUCAUCCCAGAGAGUUUAAUUAUUCUGACACUUCACUGAAAUCCUUGACUAUACAUCAGGUUGUCAAUAAUGCAUACAGUUUAGAACAAAAUUCUAUCUACAAAAUCUUUGCAAAUAUGAACAUCCAACAUUUCACAGUGUCUGGUACACCUAUGGUCCACAUGCUUUGCCCAUUACAAACUAGCCCAUUUCUGUAUUUGGAUUUUUCUAAUAAUCUCUUGACAGACAUGAUUUUCAAAGAUUGUGGAAAUUUGACCAAAUUAGAGACUCUUAUUUUACAAAUGAAUCAACUACAAGAAUUUACAAAGAUAGUUUACAUGACCAAGAAGAUGAAGUCUCUACAACUACUGGAUAUUAGCCAGAAUUCUCUAAGGAUUGAUGAAAAUGAAGGAAAUUGUUCUUGGACAGAAAGUUUAUCAAGUUUAAAUUUAUCUUCAAAUAUACUUACUGAGUCUGUUUUCAGAUGUCUACCUCCCAGGGUCAAGGUCCUUGAUCUUCACAGUAACAGAAUAAGGAGCAUCCCAAGAGAUGUCAACAAUCUGGAAGCUUUGCAAGUACUCAAUGUUGCUUCCAAUUUUUUAACCAACCUUCCUGGAUGUGGUGCCUUUAGCAGCCUUUCUGCACUGAUCAUUGACUAUAACUCAAUUUCCAGUCCAUCAGUUGAUUUCUUCCAGAGCUGCCAGAACAUUAGGUCAGUAAAAGCAGGGAACAACCCAUUCCAGUGUACAUGUGAGCUCAGAGAGUUUGUCCAGAGAAUGGGCCAAGUGUCAAGGGAAGUGGUAGAGGACUGGCCUGGUUCUUACCAGUGUGACUAUCCAGAAAGCUUUAAGGGAACUGCACUAAAGGACUUCCACAUGUCUCAGCUGUCCUGCAACACCACUCUGUUGAUUGUCACCAUUGUGGUCAUUGUGCUGGUGUUGGGUAGUACCACGGUCAUGCUCUGUAUCUACUUUGAUGUGCUCUGGUAUCUGAGGAUGAUGUGCCAUUGGACCCAGACCCGGCAAAGGGCUAGGAACACUCCCUUAGCUGAACUCCAGAGAAACCUCCAGUUCCAUGCUUUCAUUUCAUAUAGUGAACAUGAUUCCGCCUGGGUGAAGAGUGAAUUACUACCAAACUUAGAAAAAGAAAAUAUACGAAUUUGUCUUCAUGAGAGAAACUUUGUCCCUGGGAAGAGCAUCAUAGAAAACAUUAUCAACUGCAUUGAGAAAAGUUACAAGUCCAUCUUUAUUCUGUCUCCCAACUUUGUACAGAGUGAGUGGUGCCAUUAUGAGCUCUACUUUGCCCACCACAAUCUCUUUCAUAAAGGGUCUGAUAACUUAAUCUUGAUCUUGCUAGAACCCAUUCCACAGUAUUCCAUUCCUAACAGUUAUCACAAGCUUAAAGCUCUCAUGGCAAGAAGGACUUAUUUGGAAUGGCCCAAGGAGAAGAGAAAACAUGGACUUUUUUGGGCUAGCUUAAGAGUAUCCAUUAAUAUUAAAUUGACAGAGCAAGCAAAAGAAGUAUGUCAUACACAAAUCCAAAAUAUUCUUACUACUUCUGCUUUUUGAGAUUUCAACAAUAACUUUAUUUUCAUUUAUCAAAAUCCAAACAUUAAUUUGAAUUUAUGAUGUAGAUGAAAAUGUGGAAUUUUUAAGUUAGCUAUUUACAUAUGGCAAUAAGUAUUAAUAAAGUGACCAUUUUCCUCUUUUUUUACACUUUCUUUUUGCAACCAUGAUUACUGAGUCUCCAUUUCUGCAUGAAGUACUGGCCCUCUUAACUGUUUUCUUUUUAAUGUAGAUAGUGAGAGACAGAAGCAGGAGAGGAGAGACACCACAAUACUUUUCAACCACUUGUGAAACUUCAUUUGCAGGUGCUCCCCUGUAGUGACUGGAGGCUUGAGCCCAGAUCCUUGUAGAGGAUAAAGUGUGCAUUUUGAUUUGAACAGUUAAUUGAGCCUGCAAGAUAGAUACAUGCACUCUCACUUGGAGAGUGCAUUUAUUUUGUCGUAGGCACAAUGCAAAUUUAAGCCUGUUCCCACCACUCACCAACUUGCACUAAAGAAAGCUUUGGUGCUAUGGUGUCUUUCUCUCAAUCUCUAUCUGUUGCUGUUUUUAUAUAUGAAAAGAUUGUCCUGAAGUAGUGAAGCCCCAGUGAUGUCAAAGAUAAUAAAUAAGUAAGUAAAUAAAUAGUUAAUUUCUAGUA
This is a messenger RNA of Erinaceus europaeus (western European hedgehog), 3265 nucleotides long. It is a transcript of the gene TLR1, whose product is annotated as toll like receptor 1. NCBI's taxonomy places the organism in Eukaryota, Metazoa, Chordata, Mammalia, Eulipotyphla, Erinaceidae. The coding region runs from base 214 to 2631 and encodes 805 amino acids. Gene Ontology annotation, biological process: immune response; toll-like receptor signaling pathway; cellular response to triacyl bacterial lipopeptide. The record is from RefSeq and is a predicted model, not a curated record. The transcript has 3 exons. Gene Ontology annotation, cellular component: Toll-like receptor 1-Toll-like receptor 2 protein complex; membrane. Gene Ontology annotation, molecular function: lipopeptide binding; Toll-like receptor 2 binding; transmembrane signaling receptor activity.